Molecule: messenger RNA, 922 nt
Organism: Tuber aestivum (summer truffle)
Lineage: Eukaryota; Fungi; Ascomycota; Pezizomycetes; Pezizales; Tuberaceae
Source: the annotation of a GenBank genome assembly
AUCUCUCAACAGUACUACAAAGCCACAUUACCAUUUUCACUAUCUUGUCAAUCUUCUAAUUCUCACAACCUCCCUCUUCUACUCAUCAAUACCAACUUCCCAAACCUAUACAAACAAAACCAAUCAAAAUGAAGUAUGCUAUCUUCUCCUCCGCUAUCGCUAUCUUCGCCACCUUGGCCACUGCCCUCCCCACAGCGGAGAACCUCGCCCCCCGUGAUCACGUCAAGGAAGUGAUCAACUCCAACUUGGUGGUCAACAUCAACGAAGACGCCCCCGAGACCCCCCUCGGCGUUAGCGACAAAGGAAUCGUCUCCCGCGCCAACGGCAAGCACAACUCCCAAGCCCUCGUCAAGUUCGAUUUCCGCGAGAGUCUCAGUGGGUAUAAGUGCCGAUUGGCAUUCGGAUACCCGGCUCAGUUCAGCGGCACCGGGGAGAUCCAGGUGUACACCAUCGGGGAUAUAAACAUCGCGAGCUCCACCUUCAAUCACAGGCCUUUCAGGGAUCAGUUUAAGGGCACCUUCCGUGUCACCGGGUGGGCCGAGGCUGAGGUUGUUGACGGUUCCGGAUUGACUUUCGACUGCCCGACUCAGGGGGCUAAGGCAUAUGAGGUUGUCUCUGUUGGGGAUAACAAUGAGGUUGUUUGGAAUGCAGCUUGGGGUGGAUUGAGAAUUGAUGCCUUUUAAGGACGGAGUGGUUGUUGGUUGAGCUCUCGCUUACACCGUGGAUCCCAUUCUUUCACCCAGUUAUUUAACUCUAUUUUCUUUCUCUUAAGCAUUGCACUGCAUGGUAUCUGGGUUGGGUUUGCAUUUUGUUUCAAGGAUCGGAGCACAGGGUUACAGAAUUUGCUAUCAUUCAAUUGUACAAGUACCACUAGUAUUAGAUUAAUCAUCUAGUGAAAAUAUAUGGAGGAAAUAUACACUUU